Molecule: messenger RNA, 4984 nt
Organism: Austrofundulus limnaeus
Lineage: Eukaryota; Metazoa; Chordata; Actinopteri; Cyprinodontiformes; Rivulidae
Gene: gpr153
Product: G protein-coupled receptor 153
Exons: 6
Coding region: 688-2715 (675 amino acids)
Biological process (GO): G protein-coupled receptor signaling pathway
Cellular component (GO): membrane
Molecular function (GO): G protein-coupled receptor activity
Source: RefSeq, a predicted model, not a curated record
CGCGCGCCCGUCAUGCCUCUCUCCAUCCGCCGCUCGCGCUCGGAAGAUGAAAGAACAACACCGUCUUUUUCCCUCUUCUCAAUGAGCUUAUCCGCUUCGACCGCUUUUUUGAACAGGAGAAACUACUAAAUACAUGUUUCCCCUCCGAACGAGUCGACUAAUUCACGUUUUUCUCCUUUGAAUGAGGCGAAUAAUAAAAAAACAGGGGGAGCAACAAGAAGAGGAGUAACUACCUACAGCUGAUGUGAGGUGUAAGGGCUCACCCCCUUUAUUUUGUAGGUCACCCCAACUUGGUGCUGUCGACACUCUUCGUCGGGGAGGAUUUAAAUCCGGGAAAGACACUUUGAAGGAGUUCAGCUGGCGUGACGAGACGACCGCCUUUCACUCCGUGGGAAACAAAAAGAGCCGCUAGAAGCUUGAAAAAGAGCUUCACGCCUGUAAGAGAACUGGCUCACCUCUGCCAUCCUUCUCCUCUUACAUCCCCCUGUGUCGCACCAMAACCACGUGCGUUCCCUGCUCUAUUCAACCCAUGGAGUGUGCACGCCCACCCAGAUAGGAUGCCUGCCUCGCUCGACGCCCUGCGUCCCCUCCUGCCCGUCACCACCACCACCUCCUUCUCCUUACGUGUGCCUGCUCUCUCCAACGCUUCCUUGUGGCACUACAGACUGUGCCCUGCCCCGCGACAACAUGGUGGAUGAGGUAACCACCAUGAAGGAUGAUGUCAUCAAYGCCAACACGCUGGCUUGGCUGGUCUGCUCGGGCGUAUCCAUUCUGGCCAACACCUGGAGCAUCCUCAGCGUCAGUGCGAAGCAGAAAAAGUGGAAGCCACUGGAGUUYCUCAUCUGCACUCUGGCGGGGACACACAUCCUCAACAUGGCCAUCCCCAUCACCAUGUACUGUGUCAUAACGCUGCGGCGCCAGCACUCCAACUACGAAUGGAAUGAGGGUCUGUGCAAGGUGUUUGUGUCCACUUUCUACACACUAACACUGGUCACCUGCUUCUCMGUCACCUCGCUCUCUUAUCACCGCAUGUGGAUGGUACGCUGGCCUGUAAACUACAGGCUGAGCAACACCAAGAAGCAGGCAGUGCACACUGUGAUGGGCAUCUGGAUGGUGUCCUUCAUCCUGUCCACACUCCCAGCAGUGGGCUGGCACGACACCAUCGACCGUUUCUACACCUCCGACUGCAGAUUCAUUGUGACAGAGAUCGGCUUGGGCUUCGGCGUGUGCUUUCUGCUGCUGAUYGGUGGCAGUGUGGCCAUGGGUGUUAUCUGCAUCGGCAUCGCUCUCUUCCAGACCUUCUCCAUCCAGACGGGCCACAAGACUGACAAGAACAAGUUCAAUGUUCCCACCAUCGUGGUGGAGGAUGCACAGGGGAAGCGCAGAUCGUCCAUCGACGGAUCAGAGCCUCUCAAGACGUCGCUGCAGAUCACUUAUCUGAUCAGUGGCAUUGUCUUCAUCUAUGACUUCCUGACUGGCUUUCCCAUUCUGGUGGUGAGCUUUGCCAGUCUGAAGUUUGACCGCUCCUACAAUUGGAUGGUGUUGUGUGUGCUGUGGUGCUCUAUCGCUCAGUCCAUCCUGCUCCCCAUGUUCCUCUGGGCCUGCGAUCGCUACCGGGCCGACAUCCGCAUGGUUUGGGAGAAGUGUGUCGCCAUCAUGUCCAACGACGAGCUGGACGAUGAAAACAGCCAAGAUGGAGGAAUUCAUGCUGACUUAAUAUAUGACAGACCAUUUGACUAUAGCUCGGCGCCUGAAAUCGUGACCAUAGACCGUAAUGCCAAGUAUGAGUUCUCAACCUUAGAAAGGGGGGUUCUGCAAGGGUAUCCAUUGAGGGAACAUCAGGAAGAUAAAAUGCAGUAUUUGCAGGUGCCCCCUACAAGAAGAUACUCCCACGACGAAACAGACAUGUGGACCAGCGACCGGAUCCCCUCAUACCUGCAGCGAUGGGGCUCCACCGAGGACGUGAUAGUGAGUGCCCAUUACAGCUCCACCUUGCCGCGCCGCGAGAGGCGCAGGAGCAGCCUGGUCUCCUACCACGAGGAGAGCCACUCUCACCAUCACCCUCACCGCAAGCGGCGGCGAUCUGAGGACAGCAUGCACCCGCUCAGGCACCUGCCCCGCGUGGUCUGCGGCGGGGAGCGCUACGAGGACGAACUGCUGUGUUUCAGCCGGGACGAGGUCAUCAACUUUAUAGACGAGACGCCGGUGCCGAGCCCUAGGAAGAGCCCACGGCGCGUAUCCGCCAUAUCCCUCCUCCCCAAUGUGUACGAACAGCACGCGGCCACGCUUCCUCACUUCCCACUCACGGACUUCGAGCGCGAGCCUCAGGCUCUCCGGCGAUCCUCAGAACACAGAAGGAGCAGCAGCAGCAGGGGCGGCUCGCCCGAAGGUUCACCUAAACCGGACAGAUCUCCCGGAAAAACGGGCCACGUGGCUUGUGGCUCCGGGAAAGGCUGCAGAGAACGCCUGCGAGAUGGGAAGCAGCUCGGCGAGAUGGGCUCACCUGGGUGCAGUCAGCAGGCUACAGGACGCUCCGGCAGCAGAGCCAGAACAGGUCGGGGCCCUGGCUCUAAUGCAGGAGCUGACUGGGGACACCAAAAACAUCUCAGUAAAGCUGAGAGUAAAAGCAGCACAAACAGUUUUGUAAGCUCUCCCUCAGCAUCGUCUUCAGGGUACAUCACCUUUCACUCUGACUCUGUAGGCUCCACCACCUGAAGCACCUCUUGUUUUAAAUAAAAAAAAACAUUCUUACUGAAACUUUCAUCACAAAGAAAACCUCCAUCACAUCAGUGGUUUAAGAAAAACAACAUGCUGGAAUAUUUCAACCGCCUUUUUUUGUCACUAUUAAGUUUUACUAGCAACCAUAAAAAAUCUGUCAUUGCUAAAUGGCCUUAGGAGCUUUGGACCUAUUAAAUGAACACGUUGAGGCUGGUGACAUUAUUAAUGGCUCAAACUAUCCAGUGUUCACCUCACAGAUAACCCACAGAAGACAACCUUUUCUGGCACUGACACAGAGAAACUCUUUUUAAAUGGUGUGAGCGUUCCUUGACUCUCUUUCUUAUGAAAAAGUAAAGUAUUUUGCAGAUGUAUUAGUGAGGAAGGGGCGGCACAGCAGAGCAAUGGUCGCCUCCUGGAUCUGCGUAGAGUUUGCAUGUUCUCCCUGUGUGUGCCUGGGUUUUUCCUCUGGGUUCUCCAGUUCCCUCUUACAAACCAAAAACAUGCACGUCAGGUUAAUUGGUAACUCUAAAUUGUCCCCAGGUGUGAGUGGGAGUGUGAAUGGUGGUUUGGCCGUGUGGUGGAUGUCCAGGCUAUGCCCCGCCUCCCGCACAGUGACUGCUGGAGWUGGGCACCAACUCCACCUGUCCUGGAAAGGAGAAGCGGGUAAAACGGAUGGAUGGAUUAGAUAAAAUCUUUUAUUACUAAUUAAUAUUUUGCUUUCACUUCAAACUUGAACUUAAGUUGUGUUUUAUUUGACCUGUAAUGAUUGUGUGUUUUGUUUUGUUGUGUGCUUUGAACACAUGCUUUCCUGAAUAUUGCACAUUUUCCUCAAGCUUGGCAUCUUGGACACCUUUUUUUUAUGUUUGUUUGUUUUUAUUUUAGAUUAUAAGCUACAACUUUUCUAUCAAUGUAGCUCAAAAACACGAAAAAAUGUUUUCUAAAGCACGAUAUCUGGAAGUGAAAUGAGUGUUAACCCUGAACUAUGAAACGCCCAAUAAGUCUUGUGUGACAUAUUGAAAUAUAAAGUGAAGACCCCCUUAUCCUUUUUGAAAAUGUGAGGUCAUUUUAUAAAAAAAAACAAGAGUUGUUUUGUAUAUAAUGAAGGUUAUUGGAUAUUGUUUUUACUAUUUUAUUUUCUUAAAUGAAACGUUUGCUUAUAUCACCUCCUAAAUAUCUUCCUCCUGUUUUGACUUUGGUAAUCAUCAAAUUUCAUACAGCUCAUAAGACCAAUAUGCAAAUGAUGCUUCAUAUUCAUCUCCUUUUGUUUAUUAUGUAACUUUCACUGCAUCAGAAAUAUUAUUUGUAGCUGCCAGUUUAAAGGGAAGAUUAACAAAAUUUUAACUGUAGCCAAUGAACUGUGAAAAAUAUGUAGCUUCACUGAUUUUCUGUUAGACUUUAAAAAAGGAAAUGAAAUAAAAUAAAAGCACUUUUAGAAUCAAUAAAUUGAACUGAAAUGAAAAAAAUAAUGCACUUAAUUUAUCAUAAGUGUACUUGCUUGAGCAAAAAGGGAGCUCUGUUUCACAUUUUCUCCAGACGUGCACAACUUUGUCAUCGGACCUGUGUGGGUUUGUGAGUGUGACUUUUCCAUUUUUAAUCACAAAUUAUUAAAAAUUCUAGAAACAUAAUGGUAAAAUGAAACACCACAAUUUAAAACAUUUGCAGAUAACAUGCACAUCUCACUGUAACAGAGUGUAAAAAUUAACAGUUAAUUUAUUUGGUGAUAUUUCCGCCCUAAGAAAAUACGUUUGGGUUGGAUUUAAUUCAUUAAAGAACUUCUCAUUUCUACUAAAGUGAUCAUUUGCAAACUUWAAGGAAUGGAAAUAUCAAAAGUUGACAGAAAAAGCUAGAGCUUUUUCCUCUCAUGGACAUAAACUAUAAGGUGAAUGCAUUGUACUUUUAAAAUAAGUUCAAAUUUGAGGAUAAAAUAAAAAAUAUCCCUAAUUACUGCCUUAUUUUCUUUUCCAUCAAGAAACAAGUUUGCUCUGCUUUUAGCCAUCUGAUCCUUGUUUUAUUUCAAGGUAUUUGUGUACAUUUUAAAGCUCUGCAAUUGAAUAAACUCAAAUCUGCCUUUUUUUUUUAGAAAGCAUCAGAUCACACCAACCUGUUGAACUUUGACAUAUACUUUUUUCAUUUUGUUGUGUUUACAAUAUUAAACUUUUUUUGUAACAUAUUCAAAAGCUGAAAUAUGAAUGAUGUUAAAUGUUCUGAUUUUAUUGUUGAGUUGAGGACAUUGUCAUAAAGAUUGAUUAAAUUCACAAGAUGCUUA